Messenger RNA from Rangifer tarandus platyrhynchus (Svalbard reindeer), 768 nucleotides. NCBI's taxonomy places the organism in Eukaryota, Metazoa, Chordata, Mammalia, Artiodactyla, Cervidae. The record is from the annotation of a GenBank genome assembly.
AUGUGUGACAGAACAGAAACCAAGAAGCGAAAUGGCAGAAAUAUGCAAGCCCGUGACCAGGAGAGCAGAAACAGGGAUGAGAGACAGAGACACAGGCUUGACUGCAUCCUCACGGACAUCCUGGAGCCAAGUCCUUCAGUCCCAGAGCCUGUAGUGACAGGAAAAUUCCUCUUCAGUGACAAAAUGGUCCAGACGGAGGCAGCUGAGGUGGAUGCGACUGCUGGGUUAGAAGUGAGUGCGUCGGGGAAGGCUCCCCAGUCCUAUGAAUGCUGCCUGGAGGUUCAGUCUGUUACCAUCUCACCAUGCGACUGGGAAGACCUCCAGAAGAGGAAAGUGUUGGAUCAAGAGCCGCCAUUUCUGAAGGAGUGCCGGACCAGAACGGACAACCUGUAUGUGGUGACAGAGGUUGUGCAACUGAUCAACACAACCGUCUUGCAGGACAGCAGCAGUGUGAAUGGCAUGGGCAAAUUAUCUAUCCCUUGGAAUUUUUAUGUCAAGAGCACAGGAGACGGAUUGGGUCUGAAGGUGAGACAGAGGAUGCUGACUCUGCCCCAGGGCACCGUGAUGGCCUAUAAGAGGAAGCAGCUGGUGUUCCAGGAGAAUGAAAUUCUUUCCAUCUCAGAUGAUGACAAGCAGAAAGCCUUUUCAGAACUUGAGUUCCUCAGCAGGGCAAAAUCUUCUUCUCGCCUCCCAGACUUCCACCCCUCUGCCUGCUACCCCCGGCCCCUUCUCAGCACUAGGACUGCCCACCUUUCUAGCCUAUUAUGA